Molecule: messenger RNA, 1050 nt
Organism: Arabidopsis lyrata subsp. lyrata
Lineage: Eukaryota; Viridiplantae; Streptophyta; Magnoliopsida; Brassicales; Brassicaceae
Exons: 2
Coding region: 1-1050 (349 amino acids)
Source: RefSeq, a predicted model, not a curated record
AUGCACGAGCUCGGAAUCGCACUUCCUCAACUAUGUCCAAAUGUAGUUAGGACCGUCCUGUGCCUCCAGACCCUUGCAGAGGAAAAUGGAUACCGUAUCACGCUAUCCGACGUACUCCAUCUUUAUACAGUAAAGAAGGGGCGAACUCCGGGGACGUUUUUCCUCAGUCCUCGGAGUAAUUUCAGAGUCUUCGGGGAUUUUCCCGAAAAGGACGAGCAAUGGAGAAAGUCCUACUUCUUCUUCGCUGUAGACGAAUUUUCUUAUGGUCCAAACACGGAUUAUUUCGUUCGUGAAUGGACUCGUCGUCCCGCUAAACUUCCGAAGAAAACGCUUUCUCAUACUUUUGCGGGGCAAUUCGUAAAGAUUUGCAAUAGCAGCGACCUGUCGUGGGAAUUGUUCACUUGCGAACGCAUCCGGAGUUCGUGUGCUCGAAUUGUCUCGCGAUCCGACCUCAUUUCCUCCACUCCUCCCUCCUCCCCUACUGUCGCCACUAACAUGUCUCCACUUUCCUACCGCGAAGAGAAGAGGCUCCAAAAGGAAAGGGAAAAAGCGAGAGAAGCGAGAGAGAAAGAAGAUAAGGCCAGGAUGGUGAAGGCCUUGGAUGAAGGGAAGUCCAGAUCUUCAUCUGGUAAAGGGAAGAACUCGGGUACCGUAGAUCCGAUUUCCGAAUCGAAGACCUCUGAUCACCGUGAUCUAAAGAAGGUGUCUUCGGGAAAAGACCUAAUCCGGAUCUCGGAUUCUCGCUCCUCCCGAUCUUCUCGGGAAAAAGAAAUUUCUGAAGGAGGUCAUAGUGCAACCUCCUCAAGGAAACGCAGGAACGAGGAAUCUGAAGUUCCUUCCCUCCAACGCAAGAGUCGUUCUCGUCUGAACGAAGAGAAAAAUCCUUCCGAGGAUGUUGGGACUAGUCUGGGGUCAAAACCAGAAGAAAAAGAAGAUCCACAACGGGCCCCGGAGUCCGACUUGCCAACUCAGCUUCUUGUCCUGCCUUCGCGGGACUCUGAGAACCGGGGAUCCGUCCGUCAGGAGAUUCCGAUCCCCACUGGUAAGUAG